Messenger RNA from Suillus plorans, 1776 nucleotides. RefSeq lists its product as uncharacterized. The record is from RefSeq and is a predicted model, not a curated record. Lineage: Eukaryota; Fungi; Basidiomycota; Agaricomycetes; Boletales; Suillaceae. The coding region runs from base 1 to 1776 and encodes 591 amino acids. The transcript has 3 exons.
AUGCCUCCCACUCGUCAACGUGCACGUCGUUCUGCAAGACUUCGAGCUGAUGCUCGAGUGCACUCGAUGGAUCCUUCAGCACUCUCUGUACCUCCCUCUGAGGGACAAUCCAAGGUCCCCUCCGAAUCUGGACCACGAUUGACCAUCCAGUGGCAUAACGAAACUGCCCUAACAGAUGUCUUGGUGAAUUAUCUAACGUCUCACCCUGCUGAUUGUAGGGUGCUCUUUUAUUCUGAGGGGAAGAAGGCGAUGUCCCCCGUCAAUGACAGCCCCUCGGGCUCGGACAAAGGCCAAAUCUGUAGCGUUAUCGCUAAACUUAUCUUCACCAAUCACCCCAAAUAUGGUCACGCAUAUCACGACAAUCAGAAGAAAUUCCGCGAUGCCAUCAACAAUCGCAUUAACAGUCUCAGAACAAAAUACAAGAAGAUGAAGGCUAGAUUCGGUGACACAGGUGCCAGCGUGAUGCCGCUUGAUGGGACGGCUGCAAAAAAUCUUCUGGACUCAGUUCUUUCGGAGUUCCCGUGGUACACGGACCUCGAUGGAAUCUGGCACUCCAAUCCGUCAUUGGCCGCAAAGACUUAUUCCUCCAAGCCUGGCGUUGAUCACGCAGGUUCUUUCUACUCCCUGGUUCAACCACGUGGUGGGGCUGGUCCCUCCACAUCCUUUGGCGCUUCACCCUCUCCCACACAUUUCAGCGCUACACCAUCCGCUAGCGCUCAUAAUGUGUCUCCUCAUACCCAGGCGCGUACAUCAGAUCCUCAGACCCAGGCGCAUACAUCAGAUCCUCAGACCCAGGCGCGUACAUCAGAUCCUCAGACCCAGGCGCGUACAUCAGAUCCUCAGACCCAGGCGCGUACAUCAGAUCCUCUGUUUUACAGCGAUCCCCCCAUUGACCCACAACUCCUUCAACCUCAGACUCUUGCUCCCCCCUUCACACCCCCUCAAACACACCUUCCCGGCCUGCGCAAUUCCCCCGAUGUCACUAUCCUGGACGAUUAUGCUCCUGACUCCGGGAGUGGCCCGCUUAAUGCCCCCCUCGGCAACGCACUAGACUACCUCGACGACAACGACGAAGAAAUGCUGGAUGAUACUGGUGCCGGUAGCCCUCCCCAGGUCGCGGGGACAAAACGCCACUUUGCUGCAUCGCCCUCCCCUCCUCCUGACGCCCCCCAGCUGUUCGCAAUUCGCACCAAACUCCCAACGCCAUUAUACGACAGUCGCUCGGCAUUCGGCGCUCACAAGCCGUCAAGCCAUGGAGCGCGACGCAAAGGGCCAUCGGACAUGGCCCGCAGCAUGUCUACACCCUCCUCGACGACGCGCAAUACCACGCCGUCGUCGGACUACGUCAUCUCUCCCACCCCGCAGACCUCGCUGCCCAACAGUGGGGGCAGCUCGAAAAAGAAGGCAAGGUCGGAUGUCCAGGACCAGGUAGGCCUGGUCCGGGACGAGAUCGAGAGCCUGCAGUCUAGCGCCCUGUCGCGCCACGAGAGCAAGCACCAGCGCUAUCUCGCGAAGCUGGGUGCGAAGAGCGAGCACUCCCGAGACACGAAAAAGUACGAGUGGCUCCGCGACACUCGUGCACACGAGGCUAGUCAAGCUAGCCUCGUCCAUCAGCGCCAGCAGGAGGACAAGGACGCCGAAAUUCGCCUUCGUGAGACGGAUAUACGGGUGCACGAAGCGCAUUCGCUCAUGCUUGACAAGGAGGCCGAAACCCUGCGGCUCAAGAUACAAUACCACCAGAUGAUGCAGGGCAAUAAGGCUCCAGGGUUGGAUUGA